Messenger RNA from Apiotrichum porosum, 906 nucleotides. RefSeq lists its product as uncharacterized. Gene Ontology annotation, cellular component: ESCRT-0 complex. The record is from RefSeq and is a predicted model, not a curated record. Gene Ontology annotation, biological process: protein transport to vacuole involved in ubiquitin-dependent protein catabolic process via the multivesicular body sorting pathway. The transcript is spliced from 5 exons. Gene Ontology annotation, molecular function: protein binding. The coding region runs from base 1 to 906 and encodes 301 amino acids. NCBI's taxonomy places the organism in Eukaryota, Fungi, Basidiomycota, Tremellomycetes, Trichosporonales, Trichosporonaceae.
AUGGCCUCCCAGCCGCCAACCCAGGCCCUCGCGCAGCACCUCGUGUCCCAGACGCUUGCCAGCGUCGCCCUCAUGGAGAGCCUCCAGCUCAUCAACGCCGCUGACGCCGCGGCCAUUCGCCAGCACCUGCCCAACGCCUACGACACCUUCCCCCAGCUCAGCGCCGGUGCCACCCCUGUGGCCCCGGCCGCCAACAUGACCCACAACGCAUAUGGCGCCCCCGGUGGUCUCGCCGGAUCGAUGCAGAACCUCUCCAUCGGCGGAGGCGGAGCCGGCUACCAGCCCCCAGCUCCCGGAGGCUACCAGGUGCAGCAGACGCCCGUCCCCGUCGCCGCUGCUGCUACCGUCGCUGCUCCCGUCCGCGCCACCCCGCCGCUCCCUGCGCGCCAUGGCGCCGGCAGCAACGAGGUCCACGCCCGCGCCCUCUGGGACUACAACGGCACCGAGGCCGACGACCUUCACUUCCGCCAGGGCGACGUCAUCGUCAUUGACGACGAGGUCAACGAGCAGUGGUACCGCGGCCGUGUCAUUCCAGGCGGUAACGGCGUGCCCCUCGAGAAGGGUGGUCUCUUCCCCAGCAACUAUGUCGAGAAGCUUGCCCCCGGUGCCCCCGGUGCUCCUGGUGCUCCCGGUGCUACUGAGACCCGCCUCGUUGCCCCUGUGUACCAGCCCACCGACGCCGGCUCCGCGUCCGCCUACUUUCAAGCCCCUGCCGCCGCAUACACAAUCACCCCUCCCCAGCACCAGCAAGGCAACACAACGGUUGUGGUGCAGCAAGGAGAUGAUCCAAACAAGAAGGGCAAGAUGGGCGCUCUUGGCGGCAAACUCGGCAACGCCGCCGUCACUGGUGCAGGCUUUGGUUUUGGUUCCGCUAUUGCGUCCAACAUCGUCAACAGCAUCUUGUAA